Dioscorea cayenensis subsp. rotundata (Guinea yam) is the source of this 4122-nucleotide messenger RNA. Its product is annotated as DNA-directed RNA polymerases IV and V subunit 2. Gene Ontology annotation, biological process: DNA-templated transcription. The transcript has 8 exons. The record is from RefSeq and is a predicted model, not a curated record. Gene Ontology annotation, cellular component: RNA polymerase II, core complex. Lineage: Eukaryota; Viridiplantae; Streptophyta; Magnoliopsida; Dioscoreales; Dioscoreaceae. Bases 244 to 3840 code for a protein of 1198 amino acids. Gene Ontology annotation, molecular function: DNA binding; ribonucleoside binding; DNA-directed RNA polymerase activity.
ACUAAGACGCACGACGAGGAGGCAUUGCGUUGGAGAGUAGCUUCGGUUCCUUCCCAAAAAUGGCGAAAAUGGUUGCUCGAUAGAACCAAGGAACCAACUUCUCUUCGAAACGCUUGCCCUCUGUUCAACCCUUCGUCGGCAGCGGCAUCGCUGAUUCGUCUCCGGGCGGCGACCUCUUCUCGUGCGUACAAUCGGGUUUUAACCGGCUGGGUCAUUUGAGUGUACUAUUUAUUAGGAUUUGAGAUGAAAGAGGAUCAGUUGCCAGAUUUUUCAGACUGUGAUAUUGACUCUGUGAUGGGUGACCUUGUAAAAGGGCAGCCUAGUUCUGAUCCCAUGGAUCUUGAUACUCCCAAUGGAGAUACUGAACCCUUUGAUAUCAACAUAGGUGCUUUGGAGAAAUUCUGUAAAGAUGCUGCACGGGCAUUCUUUAAUGAGCAAGGCCUUAUUAGUCACCAGAUAAACUCAUUCAAUGAAUUUAUAUCAGAUGGAAUUCAAAACCUUUUUGAUUCUCUUGGUGAAGUCAAUGUGGAGCCAGGUUAUGACCCGUCAAAGAAAGGUGCAAGCGAUUGGAGACAUGCGACAUUCUCUUUUGGUAAGGUUACACUUGAGAAGCCUAAGUUUUGGACAGGUAGCAGUGAUAUAACGGAGGAGUUUACCAAAUUCAUGCCUAGACAUGCACGUCUCCAGAAUAUGACAUAUUCUUCCCUGAUGAAAGUGGAAGUGAGGUUACAGGUUUAUACUCAUGAAAGAAGUGAUAAAGCUAAAACGGGCAAUGAAACUUAUGUUCGCCGAAGGGUGCUGAGUGAUGAAACAGAGGAAAUGAUCAUGGGGCGGAUCCCUGUUAUGGUGCAAUCGGAUCUUUGUUGGUUGCAUUCAUCCAACAAAAGUGAUUGCCUCUUUGAUCAUGGUGGCUAUUUUUUGAUCAAAGGAGCAGAAAAGGCCUUCAUUGCUCAGGAACAGAGGUGUUCUACGAGAUUAUGGGUGACUGAUACUCCAAACUGGACAGUGCAGUUCCAGUCUCAAUUUAAGAGGAAAAGAGUCUAUGUAAAACUCAUUGAUGCUCCGAAGGCUGAAGGUUACACUGCAGGAAAAGUUGUUAAUGCUUAUUAUUUGUAUGCUACUGUCCCAAUUUGGAUCAUGUUUUUUGCCCUUGGUGCUUCAUCUGAUAAAGAGGUUGUUCAGAUGAUUGAUCUUGAAGACUGUGACACGGAGCUGCUGAAUAUUAUAUUAGCAACAAUCAAAGAUGCUGAUGAACAAUGUGAAGGUUUCCGAAAAGAAGAGGUGGCUCGUGAAUUUGUUCAUGGACUUAUAAAGAGCUCAAAGUUCCCUCCUAGUGAAACAUUCGAUGAAUGCAUCUCUACAUAUCUAUUUCCUACUAUCACUGGAUGUAGAGAGAAGGCACUUUUCCUUGGAUACAUGGUGAAAUGUAUGUUAUUAGCUUAUGCUGGAAAACGGAAACUGGACAACAAGGAUGAUUUCAGAAAUAAGAGGUUGGAUCUGGCUGGUGAGUUACUCGCAAGGGAGUUGUGGGUACACAUAAGGCAUCUGGAAAGAUACAUGAUAAAGAAAAUACAAAAGGACUUAUAUGGAGAUAAGGAUCUAAAGUGGGAAGAGAAGUAUCUGGAUGCAUCAAUUAUUACAAAUGGUCUUAAAAGGGCAUUUUCUACUGGUUCAUGGUGUCAUCCGUAUAAAAAAACUGAACGAUGCUCUGGUGUUGUGGCAACUCUGAGGAGGACAAAUCCCCUCCAAACCAUGUCUGAUCUGAGAAAAGUUCGCCAACAGGUUGCUUACGCUGGGAAGGCUGGUGAUGCGAGAUAUCCAAAUCCUUCAUACUGGGGUAAAUUGUGCUUUCUUUCCACCCCAGAAGGCGAAAACUGUGGGCUGGUUAAAAACCUGUCUGUUACUGCUAUUGUUAGCUCAAAGAUGGCGGAGCCAAUGUUGGACAAGUUAAUUUCUUGUGGAAUGGAAAAGUUAGCUGAUGUUUCUCUGUCAUCAAUCAAUACAACAGACAAAGUCUUUUUGAAUGGAGUCUGGAUUGGAGUUUGCCAGGAUUCGAGCUCAUUUGUCAUGAAUUUGAGGCAGUUGCGACGGAAGAAGCUAAUACACUCACAGGUGGAAAUCAAAAGGGACACACACCAAAGAGAAGUGCGAAUUUUUUCUGAUGCAGGAAGAAUUUUACGGCCCCUCUUAGUUGUGGAGAAUUUGAAGAAAGUUAAAUUACUAAAAGGAGGGGUCAGCUCUUUCCAAUCUCUUCUUGAUGAGGAGAUUAUAGAAUUCAUAGGUGUUGAAGAAGAAGAAGACUGCAGAACUGCCUGGGGAGUUAGAUAUCUUUUCGCUGGUGACAAAGGGCAUACAUCUCCGAAGUACACACAUUGUGAACUUGAUCUGUCCUUUUUACUGAGCUUAAGUGGCAGCAUUAUCCCUUUUGCAAACCACAAUCAUGCUAGGAGGGUCCUUUUUGAAGCUGAGAAGCAUUCUCAGCAAUCAAUUGGUUUCUCCACAACAAACCCAAACAUCCGAGUGGACACGCUUUCUCACCAAUUGUACUACCCACAGAAACCACUUUUUAGAACGAUGGUGGCGGAUUGUCUUGGUGGCUCUGGAUAUUCUCUGGGCCGAAAUGACACCAUGGCAAGACCUGAAUACUUCAAUGGUCAAAAUGCUAUUGUUGCUGUGAAUGUUCAUCAAGGAUUCAACCAAGAAGACUCAUUGGUUAUGAAUCGUUCUUCACUUGAGCGCGGUUUGUUUAGAACAGAACAUUUGAGAAGCUAUAAAGCUGAAGUAGAUAAUAAUGAGUUUAACGCGAACAAAGGGAAGGACACGAAGGGUAAGGUUGAGUUUGGCAAGAUACAAAGCAAAAAAGGCCGUGUGGACAGUCUAGAUGAUGAUGGGUUUCCAUAUAUUGGUGCAAACCUUCAAAGUGGUGACAUGAUAAUAGGGAAGGUCGCACAGUCAGAAGAGGAUCAUGGGAUUAAGCUGAAACACACUGAAAAAGGCAUAGUACAGAAAGUAGUGCUUUCGGCAAAUGAUGAAGGAAAGAACUAUGCAGUUGUCACUCUUAGACAGGUGCGAUCUCCCACCAUUGGAGACAAGUUCUCUAGCAUGCAUGGGCAAAAGGGGGUGGUUGGUUUUCUGGAGUCGCAAGAAAAUUUUCCCUUUACUUGUCAAGGAAUAGUUCCAGAUAUUGUGAUAAAUCCGCAUGCCUUCCCAACCCGACAAACUCCUGGUCAGUUGCUUGAGGCUGCUUUAGGAAAGGGUAUUGCUGCAGGUGGUACAAGAAGAUAUGCCACACCAUUCACUACACCAUCGGUUGACGUCAUAACAGAGCAGUUACACAGUGCUGGGUAUACAAGAUGGGGAAGUGAGAAAGUUACGAACGGCAGAACCGGUGAAAUGAUGCGCUCUCUGAUCUUUAUGGGUCCUACAUUUUACCAGAGGCUAAUCCAUAUGGCUGAAGACAAGGUGAAAUUCCGAAACACAGGACCCGUUCACCCGCUUACUCGCCAACCAGUAGCUGACCGGAAAAGAUUUGGUGGGAUCAAGUUCGGUGAGAUGGAAAGGGACUGUUUGCUCGCCCAUGGGGCCGCCGCCAAUCUCCAUGAACGAUUGUUCACCCUCAGUGACUUAUCUCAGAUGCAGGUCUGUCAAACAUGCACCAGAGCGGCGACUGUGAUCCAGAGAAUCAUGCCUGGUGGUAAAAGAAUCCGUGGCCCAUAUUGUCGAUUCUGUGAAUCAGCGGAAAAUAUCGUCAAGAUUAACGUGCCUUACGGAGCAAAGCUCCUCUUCCAGGAACUCUUUAGCAUGGGGAUUUGUCUAAAAUUCGAAACAGAGCUAUGCUGAGUUCUUGCCAUUAACAACCUGACAUGGUUUUGCUGCUGUUUCACCUCACUGACUGAAGGCAUCAUCACUCUUUUAAGGUUUUUUACAUUCUGUGGAUAUUUAUCUGCUUUUGGUGUUAAUGUCUGUGUCCAACUUCAAACUGUUUAAUGUAGCUGUAUGUAUUGAAGUAACUUCAGGAUUUUACAAUGGUGACUUUUAGUGUUUGUUUUUAACCAGUUAUGAUGUUAUUGACUUGUGUGAAGGUGAUUGAAAUGAGAGCACUUUAAUUGGUAAAUUUUUUUA